This is a messenger RNA of Tupaia belangeri chinensis (Chinese tree shrew), 2021 nucleotides long. RefSeq names its product RNA binding motif protein 17 (gene RBM17). Gene Ontology annotation, biological process: alternative mRNA splicing, via spliceosome; mRNA cis splicing, via spliceosome. The record is from RefSeq and is a predicted model, not a curated record. Gene Ontology annotation, molecular function: RNA binding. Gene Ontology annotation, cellular component: precatalytic spliceosome. Bases 356 to 1561 code for a protein of 401 amino acids. NCBI's taxonomy places the organism in Eukaryota, Metazoa, Chordata, Mammalia, Scandentia, Tupaiidae. The transcript has 12 exons.
UGCUUUAGGCCCAGCUUCCCGUGGAAGAGGCCCGGCCGGACCGGGCCGAGUCGCCGGCGAAGUCAUCUCACACCGCAGGCCUUGCCUGCCUGUGCCCACCUCCGCUACGUUCCUCCGGUCGCCUCCGCUUACCCAGGCCUCCGGUCUCUGUUGGUCUGAAGACGUUUCUUUCUCCUCUUCGUGGGGCAUGUCCUGACGGAGUAGUUUGAUCACUAGCACCCAGCAGCCGGGCAGCUGUCUCUUCCAGGCUCAGGGAGUGGAGGGGAAGGAUCGCCUUCCUUCUCGGGCUGCAGAACCAGGAGGUGCAGAUGGUGGCAUGCGAAGAGGAGAGCUCACCUAGCACUAAAUUGAAAAGAUGUCCCUGUACGAUGACCUGGGAGUGGAGACUAGUGACUCAAAGACAGAAGGCUGGUCUAAAAACUUCAAACUUCUGCAGUCUCAGCUGCAGGUGAAGAAGGCAGCGCUCACUCAAGCAAAGAGCCAAAGGACAAAACAAAGUACAGUCCUUGCCCCAGUCAUUGACUUAAAGCGAGGCGGCUCCUCAGACGACCGACAAAUUGUGGACACCCCACCUCAUGUAGCAGCUGGGCUGAAGGACCCUGUUCCCAGUGGGUUUUCUGCAGGGGAAGUUCUGAUUCCCUUAGCUGAUGAAUAUGACCCUAUGUUUCCUAAUGAUUAUGAGAAAGUGGUGAAGCGCCAAAGAGAGGAACGACAGAGACAGCGGGAGCUGGAAAGACAAAAGGAAAUAGAAGAAAGGGAAAAGAGACGUAAGGACAGACAUGAAGCUAGUGGGUUUUCAAGACGACCGGAUCCAGAUUCUGAUGAAGAUGAAGAUUAUGAGCGAGAAAGGAGGAAAAGAAGCAUGGGUGGAGCUGCCAUUGCCCCACCUACUUCUCUUGUGGAAAAAGACAAAGAGUUACCCCGAGAUUUUCCUUACGAGGAGGACUCAAGGCCACGAUCACAGUCUUCCAAAGCUGCUAUUCCUCCCCCAGUGUACGAGGAGCAGGACAGACCACGGUCUCCAACUGGGCCCAGCAAUUCCUUCCUGGCUAACAUGGGUGGCACAGUAGCUCAUAAGAUCAUGCAGAAAUAUGGCUUCCGGGAAGGCCAGGGUCUUGGCAAACACGAGCAGGGGCUGAGCACUGCACUGUCGGUGGAGAAGACCAGCAAGCGGGGUGGCAAGAUCAUUGUGGGAGACGCCACAGAGAAAGAUGCAUCCAAGAAGUCGGAUUCAAAUCCAUUAACUGAAAUACUUAAGUGCCCUACUAAAGUGGUCCUACUAAGGAACAUGGUUGGUGCAGGAGAGGUAGAUGAAGACUUGGAAGUUGAGACCAAGGAAGAAUGUGAAAAAUACGGAAAAGUUGGAAAAUGUGUGAUAUUUGAGAUUCCUGGUGCCCCUGAUGAUGAAGCAGUACGGAUAUUUUUAGAAUUUGAGAGAGUCGAAUCAGCAAUUAAAGCUGUUGUUGAUCUGAAUGGGAGAUACUUUGGUGGACGGGUGGUAAAAGCAUGUUUCUACAAUUUGGAUAAAUUCAGGGUCUUGGAUUUGGCAGAACAAGUUUGAUUUUAAGAACUAGAGCAUGAGUCAUCUCCGAUAAUCCUUAAAUGAUCCGCAAGUUGAGCAAAGAAGAGAAAAGGCAAUGGCCUCCGUGGCUGUUGGAGACUGAGACUCUUGGAAGGACUUCUAAGACAUAUGUUGAUGGUCCCUUUUUUAUUUUGUGGUUUUUUAAAUAUAGUAUAAAAAUCCUUUUAAAAAAAAAAAAACAACAAUCUGUGUGCCUCUCUGGUUGUUUCUCUUUUUUAUUACCACUUCUGAGUUGAUUACAUUUUUUUCCUAGGACUUCAUGGUAGUUCUCAAGUGCUUCAAUGAUGCAACAUUUCUUGCACUAAAAAUCUAGGAAGUUUGGGUACAUGGGGUUGUAUUAUAUUAUCCUUUGUUUUCUUCUUCUUUUUUUAAAAUAAAGCUUGCAAGUACCUGAACUAUAGCUUCAUAAAUUCUGUAAUAAAAUAUCAUCUUGGCAAUA